AUGGCCCAUCAGUUGCCCUCGACACUCGAUCUGGGGAACGACGUUAGUCUCGACGUCUCCACUGCGCCAACGACCCCAGGAAGCAACUUGUCCUUCAGUCCCGUCCUUCAGGCUGCGGAUCAACAACCGGGGAUCCCCGCUAUGAAGCCCCAGAGUGCCUCCAGGUCGUUGUCGUCCACGUUGUUCGACACUACGGCCAGGACACCACCAGCUCGCAACAUCUGCUGCGUUGGCGCUGGCUACGUUGGUGGCCCUACUGCGGCUGUCAUUGCCUUCAACAACCCCCAUAUCCGAGUUACGGUAGUCGACAAGGACGAGAAGCGCAUUCAAAGAUGGAACUCCGUACAUCCCCCCAUCUAUGAGCCCGGCUUGAACCACAUCCUGCGCAUUGCCCGAGACGGAUCCAAGGAAUGCGCCAUCGAGACUAGGCCCCUCUCUACUACAAACACCACAUCUUCGAAUACCCCGGAUGUCUCUGAUGCCUCUACCCCGGCCUCAGAAUGCGGCAGCCAGUGCGAAGACCAUGUUUCCAAACCCAUUGCUGCCCGCCAGCCGAACCUCUUCUUCACAGCCGAUGUGGGCAAGUCCAUCAGCGAAGCCGACAUCGUUCUGAUUGCGGUUAACACACCAACCAAGAUCCGUGGUGCUGGCGCAGGUGCUGCGACGGAUAUGACUGCUUUCGAGGCGGUUACCAACGUGGUUGCUCAACAUGCUCGGCCGGGCGCCAUCAUUGUAGAGAAGUCUACGGUUCCCUGCCGGACAGCGCAGUUUGUACAAGACACUCUUGCGCUUCAUAGGCCCGGCGUUCACUUCGAGGUUCUCAGCAACCCCGAGUUCUUGGCUGCCGGAACUGCUAUCAAGGAUCUUCUCAACGCAGACCGUAUCCUGAUCGGCUCCAAUCCUACGCCAUCUGGUCAACGCGCUGCCGCCGCUUUAGCGUCCGUCUACUCCGCCUGGAUCCCGAGGUCACGCAUCAUCACUACCAAUGUGUUCAGUUCCGAGCUCGCCAAGCUUGUUGCAAACUCCAUGCUCGCCCAGCGCAUCAGCAGUAUCAACUCGAUUGCGGCCAUGUGCGAGGCGACUGGCGCCGAUGUCAGCGAGGUCGCAGGCGCAAUUGGUGCCGACCCCCGUAUCGGCAGCAAGUUCCUCAAGGCCGGUAUCGGUUUCGGUGGCAGCUGCUUCAAGAAGGAUGUGCUCAGUUUGGCUUACCUUGCCGAGAGCCUCCAACUACCCGAGGUUGCAGACUACUGGCGUAACGUCAUCACCAUGAACGAGUUUGCCAGGAACAGGUUCGCUUCGCGUGUCGUGAGGUGUCUCAACAAUACCCUGAUCGGCAAGAAGCUUACCAUCCUCGGCUACGCCUUCAAGAAGGAUACCAAUGAUACCCGCGAGUCGCCAGCGGUGGAGAUUAUCAGGACGCUUGUCGAGGAAGGGCCACGAGAAAUCGCCGUCUACGACCCCUGCUGCAACCCAGCGCAAAUGGCCGAGGAUAUUGGUCGCUAUGUCGGCGCCGAGGUACUACAGAGGAACGGUGGUCCUGUCAUCGUCUAUGCAGAUGCUUAUGAAGCCUGUCACUCCUCCGAUGCGCUCCUGAUUACGACCGAGUUCGACGAGUUCAAAAAUACCGGCGAGCCAGUAUCGGCAUCUGCCGAGGUUCUAGCCCCCAAGGCCGCUCCCGUCAAGGCUGUUGUCCCUGACCCACGGCCGUUCAAGGGCGAUGAGCCAACUGAGACUGAGCUCCUUGCUCUCCAUACCUUUCUCCUGCAGUCAACGGACGCGGAGGAUAAGGAGGACCCAUUACAUCGCUUCAACCCCGUACCGGACUGCGCUGAGGACUGCCCAGACUGCUACAUUGAGCAGGUGACGGGUACCAGUGGGUAUGGAGCGGGACAAGAGCACGUCUUCAAGGGCAGACUCGACUGGAGAAAGGUCCACUACCACAUGCACAAGCCUCACUGGGUGUUUGAUGGUAGGGGAGUGUUGGAGGUGUCCGGCAUGGAGAAGUUGGGCUUCCGCGUGGAGAGCGUUGGUCGCCAGGGGAGGGUCUAA
This is a messenger RNA of Sordaria macrospora k-hell, 2049 nucleotides long. RefSeq lists its product as uncharacterized. Gene Ontology annotation, biological process: glycosaminoglycan biosynthetic process; polysaccharide biosynthetic process. Gene Ontology annotation, molecular function: UDP-glucose 6-dehydrogenase activity; NAD binding. Lineage: Eukaryota; Fungi; Ascomycota; Sordariomycetes; Sordariales; Sordariaceae. The record is from RefSeq and is a predicted model, not a curated record. Gene Ontology annotation, cellular component: nucleus.